Molecule: messenger RNA, 1577 nt
Organism: Dermatophagoides pteronyssinus (European house dust mite)
Lineage: Eukaryota; Metazoa; Arthropoda; Arachnida; Sarcoptiformes; Pyroglyphidae
Source: RefSeq, a predicted model, not a curated record
UUUUUAGUCUAGUUUUGUUGUUGUUGUUUCGAAAAUCAUCAUCAUCCAUUUGAUUUAAUAAACCAAAAAAAUAUUCAAUUUUUACUCAGAAUCACUCAUCAUCAUGUCUUCAUCAUCACCAUCAUCCGUAUCAAAAUUAUCCGGUACUUCUGUUAUUCCAGCAAAACCAUCCGAAUCUAAUAAUGAAAAUGAUUUAUCGCAUCCAUUAUUUCAUAUGGCUAUUGUUCGACGAUUAAAGGAAAAAAUUCCAAUCAUUAAUCGUAUGCAAAUUUUUGUUGAAAAUAAUUAUGGACGAAUAAAAUCUAGUUCGAAUAUGAUAUCGAUUGUAAUCGGUAAAGUAGAAAAUGGUGUUAAUUUAUUUGCCAUAAAAAUUGUUCAUUAUGUACCCAGAAAACCUGUGGAAUUGAUCGAUAAAAUGGCAUGUUAUGGUCUUGAUAUGAUCGAUAAACGUUUACGACAAAUGUUUGAAUUAUCAAUAAUUGUAAGUGAUAAUGUUGUUCAAAUUCCAAUGGCUAUUGGUCAUCAAUAUACACAAUUGAUAACUAUAAAUGGAUUUUAUGAUAAAUUGAAUCAAUUUUUAUUAUCAUUGGAAUCAAAAUUGGAAUAUUUAAUGCCAUUACCUGAACCACAUCAUCAAAAAGAUGAUCAAAAAGAUGUUAAAACAAUAAUUGAUCUUUUAUGGCGAUUUAUUCAACAUUUAAAUGAACAUUUAAAACAUUAUGUUAAAGGACAUAUCUUUAUCAUUAGAAUGAUUACCAUUGUUGAUCGUUUUAAGCCAGGAUUUAUUAAACUACCAUUUGUUUCAACACAAUCAUUGACCAAUGAUAAAAAAGUAAUUAAAUCCGAUGUAUCGAAUAAUGUUAUUGAAAAAAAUUCAAUCGAAAUGAUAUCCAUUAAUAAUGAUUCAUCAAAAUCUAAUGAUCAACAAACAAACAACAAAUCAAAAUUUUCAACAGACAAUAUUGUUGAAAUAAAAUCAACAAAACCAGAAAUAGAACAGUUCAAAGAUCAAGUAACCGCUGUUGUUGAUCAAAUUGUUUCAAAUAGUACGAUGAUGAUGGAUAAAAAAAUUGAUAAUCAAAUAACUGUCAAUCAUCAUUUGAAUGGCCAUAAUAAUGAUUUAAUCAAUGUUGUUGCUAAUAAUAAUAUUCAUCAACAACAACAACAACAAAACGAAAAUAAAUCUGCAAUAAAAGAUUAUGAAAAAGUCAAUGGUCAACAACCAAAAUUGCAACAACAACAACAACAACAACAACAAGAAUCACAACAACAAGAAGUGAGUAACAAGAUUAAAAAUAACAAGGCUCAAUCAUUAUCAUCAUCGACAUCGACAUCGACAUCAUUCACACCCACAUCAGGUAAAAUUCAAUCAAACAAAUCGGUAAAAUCAUCAAAAAAGCAACAACCAUCAUCAACAACAACAACAACAACAACAUCAUCGACUACGUCGGCUAAUGGAUUCUAAUUUUAAUUGGCUAAAAAUAAAGAAGAUUCUUUACGGAUAAUAUUCAAAUCAUUUUAAUACUCUUUGUUUUUUUUAAAUACUAAAAACCAUAGUAAAGAUUGAUUCACAUUGA